Messenger RNA from Panicum virgatum (switchgrass), 2384 nucleotides. RefSeq names its product L-type lectin-domain containing receptor kinase SIT2-like. The coding region runs from base 36 to 2081 and encodes 681 amino acids. The transcript has a single exon. Gene Ontology annotation, molecular function: carbohydrate binding; protein kinase activity; ATP binding. The record is from RefSeq and is a predicted model, not a curated record. Gene Ontology annotation, biological process: protein phosphorylation. Lineage: Eukaryota; Viridiplantae; Streptophyta; Magnoliopsida; Poales; Poaceae. Gene Ontology annotation, cellular component: plasma membrane.
UCCUACUCCAAUAUUCAUUUAACUCAGCUGCAGAUAUGAGUAACCAUAUGCUUCUCCUCCUCGCCAUUGUUGCUAAUCACUAUGCUUCCACACUGAGUGCCAACACAGACCAACAAAUCUUCAACGGUUUCUCCACGGCCAAUCUGAAGCUUGAUGGCCAAGCAUCUGUCACAGGCCAAGCUAUACGGCUCACCCAAGGUAUUUCCAGUGAACAAGGGAGUGCUUUCUACAGCAAGCCUCUCAAUUUCAGCAGUGAUAACGCCAGCACUGGUGAUGGUGGAGCCUCCUUCUCAACAACCUUCGUGUUUGCCAUCACUGAUGCCACCAUGGACCUUCUGGAAACUUCUGGCAUGACCUUCCUGCUCUCCUCCACCAUGGAGUUGCAUCAUAUGUACAACUCAUCAGGUCAGUAUAUAGGACCCCCUGGCAAAGUUGGUAACAACUCUAAGCCUGAUGAUCAAUUCUUCUUUGCCGUCGAGUUCAGUGGUAUUGGCGAGAACCAUAUCGAUAUAGAGGUCAAAAGCAUGGUCUUUGUUGACUCCCUGAUCAAAAACUUCUACAGGUCCAAUACCAGGUUUGAAAGCAGUGAACUUAGCACUGGUAAACCAAUGCAAGUGUGGGUGGAAUACGAUAGCCAGUUGCAAAAGCUAAACAUCACCCUAGAGGAAUUUGACGAGUUCCACUUGACCAAACCCCAAUCUCUGCCACAGUUUUCAUUCAGUGUCAAUCUCUCAUCUUUGAUAUCAGACUCUGACUUAGUAUAUGCUGGGUUUUCUGCAAUUGGUCAAACCGAUUGCAGUCUUUAUGUUAUUGGCUGGAGUUUCAUGUUAAAUGGAAAAGCUCCACUACUGAACAGAACUGCUCUGAAUCAAGUACUGGCAGGUCUUCCUGUAGAAAACAAACAAAAACAGGAUCGCAUCAGCAACAAUAAGCACAUGGGCAUGGGCAUUCAUUUGAGUGUACUCCUACCAACAGCCACUUUGGUUACCGUUGCAUUAGUUGUUUCCAUUGUUCUAGUUUCUUACAACGUCAAGUCUUGGAUGAAGGGAAACUUUGGACAUGGUAUGUAUGAAAUUGAGUGUGGGUUGCCAUCUUUCACAUAUAAAGAGCUAAGUUCUGCCACCAUCAGGUUCAACAAAAAAAUGAUCCUUGGGGAAGGUGGAUUUGGGAAAGUCUAUAAGGGUGUGCUGGGUCUCUCUAAGCAGAGCAUUGCAAUCAAACGGGUCUCUCCAGAGUCGAAGCAGGGUAUGAAGGAGUUCAUGGCUGAGAUUGAAAUUCUUGGUCACCUUCGCCACCGUAACCUUGUCCAAUUGAUCGGCUACUGUCUUCAUAAGCAGGAGCUCCUUUUAGUCUAUGACUAUAUGCCUAAUGGCAGCCUUGAUUCACACUUGCAUAAUACAGACAAACCAAUUCUAGUUUGGGCUCAAAGGCUUUGCAUCAUCAAAGGGGUAGCAUCUGGCCUGUUGUACUUGCAUGAGGACUGGGAGCAGGUAGUCAUCCAUCGAGAUGUUAAGACAAGCAAUAUUCUCCUUGAUGAUGAAAUGAAUGGGAGGUUAGGUGACUUUGGCCUUGCAAGACUGCACAACCAUGAAUCUGAUGCACAUACCACACAUGUGGCAGGCACCUGGGGUUACAUUGCUCCAGAGCUGGGUAGACAUGGGAAGGCGACCAAGGCGACUGAUGUGUAUGCAUUUGGCAUAUUUUUAUUGGAAGUGGUAAGUGGAAAGCGGCCAAUAGAGGUGAAAGCCGAUGGGGAGACAUUGCUACUAGCAGAUUGGGUCCUCAACGCCUGGCAAAGUGGUUCAAUCAUUGAUGCUGUCGAUACAAGGUUACCAGAAGAAUAUGAGCCUGAGGAGCUAGAGCUAGUCCUCAAACUUGGUCUCAUAUGCACCCACUCAUUACCCAAGAAAAGACCUUGCAUGCGAUUAGUAAUGCAGUACCUACUAAAGGAUACACCCAUCCCAGACUUCCUGCCAAGUUUCUUGACCACCGAUGCAAAUAAAGAUGAAGACUUCAAUGAGCAGGUACUGCCCUGUCCCUCAGUGGCAACAUCUACAACAGGUCUUUCUGGAGGAAGGUGAAAUAAGAAUCAGGUCAUGUAUUGUAAAUUUAGUUAAAUUGGUCAUGAGCUUGAUAUGCAAAUGCAACUAUUUUGUUAAGAAACAAUGUUGUACCAAAAUAAAUAUAAUCAAUUUCUUGCAACGUAGUAAACAAUAUGUAAGUUAUAGUAAUUUCCAGAUACAGAAACUAGAAAUACUGUAUGCUAGGAAUCUAGUAAUUUGCACUAUUUGAAUACUUGUCAUGUGGAUCUUAAAUCAGGCCUAUGAUAUAACCGUAACAGAAUAUAUAUUCUUGUACAUCCAAAGCAUCUGAGCUCACUAUCA